Rosa chinensis is the source of this 576-nucleotide messenger RNA. RefSeq names its product probable leucine-rich repeat receptor-like serine/threonine-protein kinase At3g14840. Bases 1 to 576 code for a protein of 191 amino acids. Gene Ontology annotation, molecular function: protein binding. The transcript has 6 exons. Lineage: Eukaryota; Viridiplantae; Streptophyta; Magnoliopsida; Rosales; Rosaceae. The record is from RefSeq and is a predicted model, not a curated record.
AUGAAGUACACAUUCUUCUUCCCAAGGCUUCUUGUUCAAUCUAUCUUGCUGGUUAUCUAUGCAAGCUUUGCUUUCGGAGCUAAUCAAUUAUCAGAAGAUGAAGUACAAGCUUUAAAGAUCAUUGGAAAGACAUUGGGAAAGGGCUGGGAUUUCACUGCAGAUCCUUGUAGCGAAGCAUCUGGAUGGAUUACUCCCUUAACAGACAGCGCAGUUGCGAGCAACGUCACCUGCGGCAAUUGUACUACUGCUGGCGAUGACCAGAUCUGCCAUGUUACAAGCAUAUCUCUGAAAGCUCAGAAUUUGGCAGGAACACUCCCACCAGAGUUGGCGAGGCUUCCCUAUCUACAAAUAAUUGACCUCUCCCGCAACUAUCUGAGUGGUACCAUCCCUCGAGAAUGGGGCUUCCUGCCGCUAAUUACCAUUUCCCUUGUUGGAAACCGUUUGACAGGUUCCAUCCCCAUUGAAAUCGGAAACAUUAGCACCCUGCAAAGUUUGAUGUUGAGGAAUUGCAAUCUUACUGGAGAGCUACCUACGCAUCUUGCAAAACUUACAGACUUGAAAAGAUUGUUAGUAUAA